Molecule: messenger RNA, 867 nt
Organism: Clarias gariepinus (North African catfish)
Lineage: Eukaryota; Metazoa; Chordata; Actinopteri; Siluriformes; Clariidae
Gene: mrpl52
Product: mitochondrial ribosomal protein L52
Exons: 5
Coding region: 66-452 (128 amino acids)
Biological process (GO): mitochondrial translation
Cellular component (GO): mitochondrial large ribosomal subunit
Molecular function (GO): structural constituent of ribosome
Source: RefSeq, a predicted model, not a curated record
CAGAACCAGUUUGUCUGUGCAGGCUCGCCGUACUUGUUGGCAGUGGGGGGGCUGCACAUUCCAAAAUGGCGGCGCCCUUGAAGCUGCUCUGUAUAACAGCCUUAAGGCAGACUGUGCGGCCAUUUUCAUCUACGUGUGCAGUUCAUGCAGGGAAGAAAUGGAGACUGGAAAAUGGAUUGGCCUGGACUGGAUCAGAGUACGGUCCGUUAACAGAUUUGCCUGACUGGUCAUUUGCUGAUGGCAGACCUGCACCUCCACUGAAAGGACAAGUCAGGAGGCAGAAGCAAAGGGAAGACUUUGCAAGGCGAGCAGUGAACCUCAGCGCUGAAGUGGACGAGGGGAUAAGGACAUGGAGGGCAGAAAAGGAGGAGCAGGAGAGAGCAAGAGAGCAGCUAAAAUCUUCUAUGUUUAAACCUAAAGGAAAACUGUUAUUAAAGAACAAAAACAAAUAAACAGCCAAAAAAAUGUUUGUCAAUCUAUAUAUUUUAAUUUCAAUGAAAGUGUGAAGUAAUAUUUUGAUUGAAAGCUCUGAUUAAGGUGCCUGAUGUGGAAGUCAAUUCAUGUUUGAAAAUGAUUCCUCAUGCUCCCGGAAACACUUUUUCAGUAUUUAAGACGCUGAAUAAGGGCGCACCAUCAGGGAAGAAAAGUUGUAUUGAUAUGAUAUCCUAGUGAUUCAGUACAUUAGGGGUGUCGGCUGACUUUAUUUUAUUGCCACAUAUUUCUGCAAUUAAUUGCACAAAAAUUAAACCUGUGCAAUUAUUGAAUUGUACAUGGCUGCAAUUUAUUGCAGAUAAUAUACUCAUUGUUGCAGAUUUAUUUAAAGCUUGUCAGUAAUUUUAGUAUUUGUUGAUUUAAAAAAUUUUUUUU